Messenger RNA from Aspergillus aculeatus ATCC 16872, 408 nucleotides. Its product is annotated as signal recognition particle 14 kDa protein. Lineage: Eukaryota; Fungi; Ascomycota; Eurotiomycetes; Eurotiales; Aspergillaceae. The transcript has 2 exons. Bases 1 to 408 code for a protein of 135 amino acids. The record is from RefSeq and is a predicted model, not a curated record. Gene Ontology annotation, biological process: SRP-dependent cotranslational protein targeting to membrane. Gene Ontology annotation, cellular component: signal recognition particle, endoplasmic reticulum targeting. Gene Ontology annotation, molecular function: 7S RNA binding; endoplasmic reticulum signal sequence receptor activity.
AUGCCCGCACACCUCAACCAUGAAGAGUUCUUCACCUCCCUAACCACCCUCCUAACGACCACCUCCCAAAAAGCCCGCGGCUCCGUCUACCUCACCCAAAAGCCCUGGAUCAACACCGACAACUCCCAAGACCAACAACAACAACAGCCAGCAAUCCUCAUCCGCGCGACAGACGGCAACACCGGCGCCCCGAACCCGAAGAAAGUGAAGACCGACAAGAAGACGGCGGCCGGCGCGGCCUCCAAGAAAGUCAAGCUGUCGACGGUGGUGAGCCCGGAGGAGUUGGAGGCGUUCUACACCCGGUAUGCGGAGGUGUGCAAGGCCGGGAUGACGGGGUUGAAGAAGCGGGAUCGCAGUAAGAAGAAGACUGCCAAGGGGAAGGCUGCGGGGAAGGUGCAGAAGGCUUGA